Lindgomyces ingoldianus is the source of this 669-nucleotide messenger RNA. RefSeq lists its product as uncharacterized. The transcript has a single exon. Lineage: Eukaryota; Fungi; Ascomycota; Dothideomycetes; Pleosporales; Lindgomycetaceae. The record is from RefSeq and is a predicted model, not a curated record. The coding region runs from base 130 to 627 and encodes 165 amino acids.
CCCCACUAACCUCACCUCAACGGAAACGACGCAUGAGCAACUCUGCCCCAUCCGAAAGCCCAUAUCAAGCCACGUUGUACUCUCUUUUAAUCUAGGUCUCUCCCAAGCUUCACGCUAAAAUUCUCUGCUAUGAAAAGACUCCGCCUCGAGAACCGGGAAGACGUACAAACUUGGAGGGACCGACUUAUCGGAAAGCGCAUUGUGUCGUCAGACCCCUUGAUUGCGGAGCAUGAAUUCUGGCACACCAAAGACUCCAGGGCUUGGGAGCCACGCAUCUAUCACUCAACGCCGGCUGGUGAAGGUUUUGAGAAGAACAUCAGUUUCGAUGUUCAGCCCGAUUCUCCAUUGCUGACAUUGCCUGCGGAAAUUCGCAACCGCAUUAUGGAGUUCGUUUUACCGCCUCACAUCCUCGAGCCGGACAUAGAUGCAUUUGGAAAGUAUCAGCCCGAGGGUGCCGAAGCCACGUGGAUGAACACAUCAGCAAUCAUCUUUACAUGCAAACAGAUGUAUGCAGAGGGGAGAAGAUUGGCUGUGGAAAAGAACACCUUCGCGUAUGAAAAGUUUGUGAGAAAGACGAGGCUUUGUGCGACGAGAAAGAUCGAGAUUAAGUAUAUCUGGGAUCUGUAAAUGUCUUCCGCAACCCCCAAGACAACACAAAACUCAUCCCAU